AUGGUGUUCUCUGUUAGUGUGGUCUUCCAGUCGGAGCUGGUGGGAGAGUUCUGGUACCAGCUGGACCUGCUGGCCCAACCUCCUGUCCUCACCACCUUACCACAGAGCAGCUGUGAACUGGGGAAGUAUGUGGACCAGGCUGUACAUCCCACUGGUCAACCCCACAGACGAGACACUGGAGCUGGGCACGGUCAACAGCAACCCUCGCAACUUACCCUGGAGCUGGACACCAGCAGACCACUCAUCAUAGCACCACACUCAUCCACCCAGGUUCCUGUUCGUUUCAGACCAUCAACCAUCGGAGCUAGAAACCACACAGCCAAGAUCUCCUUCACCUGUUCUCAGUUGAAGCACUGGAGCUUCCAGCUGUGUGGUGAAGGCCUGACCCCUGGCAGGAUGGAGCCUCUGUCUGUAGCCUCCCCUGUGGGAUCUCACUCCUCCAUCAUCCUCCCCUUUAGGAACCCUACUGAACACCCAGCCCUGCUGCACCUCACACUCACAGACGAGGAGCCCGGUCAGAAGAGAUCAAGCCAGUCCUUCAUAUGUGAAAGGAAAGUGUUCUGCAUCCCCCUCAAACAGACACAAGGUGUGCAUGUGUCUGCGGGGGCCAGUGUGGACAUUCCUGUGGUGUUUGCCCCUGACUCCAUGCAACUGCACCAGGCCUGGCUCCUGGUUCAGCUAGAGCCCCUCUUCAUUCUCCCCCGCCUGGACACAGCACUCACCACGGCCCAGAGGGACAAGUCAGUACAGUGUGUGUAUGUGUCUACACAUGCGUGUGUGUGUAACAGGUGUUUCUCUGUGUACAGGUGUGUGGAGGUAGAGAAGGGCCGGGUGUGUUUGGUCUGCUGGGUCUACCCCAUCCAUGGCAUCCCAGAGGCCCCUCCUAAACCCUCUCAUCCAGCGGUGAUAGAAUGUGAGGCUCGCGGUCGAGUGGAGGAGAGAGUGGAGGUGUUGUUGACGGGAUGUGUUCCUGGCUCCUCAGUCAGCAACACAGACAUACCUCUCAGCAGUGCCCCCUCCUCAGUCAGCAACACAGACAUACCUCUCAGCAGCGCCCCCUCCUCAGUCAGCAACACAGACAUACCUCUCAGCAGCGCCCCCUCCUCAGUCAGCAACACAGACAUACCUCUCAGCAGUGCCCCCUCCUCAGUCAGCAACACAGACAUACCUCUCAGCAGUGCCCCCUCCUCAGUCAGCAACACAGACAUACCUCUCAGCAGUGCCCCCUCCUCAGUCAGCAACACAGACAUACCUCUCAGCAGUGCCCCCUCCUCAGUCAGCAACACAGACAUACCUCUCAGCAGUGCCCCCUCCUCAGUCAGCAACACAGACAUACCUCUCAGCAGCGCCCCCUCCUCAGUCAGCAACACAGACAUACCUCUCAGCAGUGCCCCCUCCUCAGUCAGCAACACAGACAUACCUCUCAGCAGUGCCCCCUCCUCAGUCAGCAACACAGACAUACCUCUCAGCAGUGCCCCCUCCUCAGUCAGCAACACAGACAUACCUCUCAGCAGCGCCCCCUCCUCAGUCAGCAACACAGACAUACCUCUCAGCAGUGCCCCCUCCUCAGUCAGCAACACAGACAUACCUCUCAGCAGCGCCCCCUCCUCAGUCAGCAACACAGACAUACCUCUCAGCAGCGCCCCCUCCUCAGUCAGCAACACAGACAUACCUCUCAGCAGUGCCCCCUCCUCAGUCAGCAACACAGACAUACCUCUCAGCAGUGCCCCCUCCUCAGUCAGCAACACAGACAUACCUCUCAGCAGCGCCCCCUCCUCAGUCAGCAACACAGACAUACCUCUCAGCAGCGCCCCCUCCUCAGUCAGCAACACAGACAUACCUCUCAGCAGUGCCCCCUCCUCGGUCAGCAACACAGACAUACCUCUCAGCAGCGCCCCCCUCCUCAGUCAGCAACACAGACAUACCUCUCAGCAGUGCCCCCUCCUCAGUCAGCAACACAGACAUACCUCUCAGCAGUGCCCCCUCCUCAGUCAGCAACACAGACAUACCUCUCAGCAGUGCCCCCUCCUCGGGAACCUCAGAGACCCCCACUCUGGCAUCGUCUCUCUCACUGUCAACCUCAUCUUCACCCCUUACAAACCUCGCAGGUGUUCAGCUGUGCUGGCUGUUCAGUGUUUGACAGGUGGGCUCUGGAAGUUUCCCAUCAGCCUCAUCUCCACCGAGCCGCAGGUUGAUGAUGUCAUCACCAUUAACGCUGCAGGGCUACACAAGACCUCUGCUGUGGGCUUCAGACUGACCAGCCAGACCAGGUACCCAGAGCCGUUCACAGCAGGGUUCCUGCCAGGUGGGGGCAGUGAGUUCCAGGUGUGUCCCUCCUCAGGUGAGCUCCUCCCAGUGGGGUCAGCUGGUACCAUCCUCACCGUCUCCUUCACCCCCUCCAUGUACAGCAAGAGACACCACGCUACUCUGCUGGUCCAGACAGCAGACAUGCAGUGGACGUAUGAGGUGAAAGGAACCACGCCUGCUUACACCCCACCCCACUCUGCCUCCUCCAAUGGGAACACCUCUUCCAGGUAACUCCCUCCCACUGAUGUCCGCCAGAGGAUCUUUGUGUCCCGGAACCUUCAUCUCCCAGCCAUGGCUAACUCCUCCCCCAUCAAACACAGAGCCUCCGCCUCGCAGAUCAGAUAGAGAGAUCAUUCUCACAGUACACACACACACACACACACACACUCCUACCACAACCCCACCCCAUUCCUGUGUCAUUGAAAUGAUCAUACAUGAAGAUUGAAUAAUUCAUUGUAAGUGCCUGUACUUCACCUCAUUGUCAUCAUUAGAUUUCUGUUGACCUCUGACCUCUGCAGGUAGCCUAGUGGUUAGAGCGUUGGGCUAGUAACCGAAAGGUUGCAAGUUCGAAUCCCCAA
This is a messenger RNA of Salmo salar (Atlantic salmon), 2885 nucleotides long. Lineage: Eukaryota; Metazoa; Chordata; Actinopteri; Salmoniformes; Salmonidae. The record is from RefSeq and is a predicted model, not a curated record.